CUCAGAUGCCGCAUCCUUCGUGUUCUUAAUCAUGUCCUCCCUCACCCCCCACGUCGACCUGCUCGCCCGCCAUUUCCACGAACAGGUCGACCCCCACCGCCUCCCUCUCCCCCACGGCCGCGCCAUCGUCCACCCCGCCGUGCAGAGCACCAUCUACGAACAAAUGUUCAACGAGGCCUCCCUCUGGCCCAUCCCCCCGGUGAACUAUCGGGCACGCGUCCUGAAGACGAUUCUAUCUCGGAUUGAAGAAGCGAUCAGCGAUCCAGAGGAGGAUGUAUGAAAUCCAUCCCUUGCCAUUUCGUAUGCAGAAAAAGAAAAAGAUCUAUAUUCUCAUCGACAACCCUCUCCCUCUUUCUUUCUCCCCAGGAAAUCCACCCCGACCUCAUCGAUGCCUGGUCCACCCUAAUCUCCCAACCCAAACCGUCCUCCACCAUCCAACAAGCCCAACAACUAACCUACAUCAAAUACACCGCGCCGACACCCCCGCCGGCUACCCCACACCCCUCACCCCCCAGAACCGUGAUCACCUCCGAGUCGCGCGGCCUGAUCCUCGCCGCCGGCACGACGGGCUUCCGCACCUGGGAAGCCGCCCUCCACCUGGCGACGUACCUGUCCACGCCGGCGGGCGAGGCCCUCGUCGCGGGGAAGAGAGUCAUCGAGCUGGGCGCAGGUACCGGCCUCGUGUCGAUGUUCUGCGCCGCGUACCUGCGUCCGCGCAGCGUGCUGGCCACGGAUCGGGAGCCCGCGCUGAUCGAGAAUAUUCGGGACUGUGCGCGGAGGAGUCUUCUUCCCGAGGGGCAGGGGCAGGGGCAGUUCGGGGCGGCGGUGUGGGAAUGGGGCACGCCGUUGGGUGGUGGGAGCGAUGAUGGUGGUGAUGGUGAUGAGAACCGUGACCCUGACGGUCCGGCUACACAACCCCGCGGAGAUACGAAUGAGACACCCGUUGAAUUCGACGUUGCACUUGGUGCGGAUUUGAUCUACGACACCGAUCUUAUCCCCCUCCUCAUCUCCACGCUGCACGAUCUCUUCAAGAACUACGGUAUCAAGGAGUUCGUCAUCGCGGCGACUUUGCGGAAUCAGGAGACGUUUCGGACGUUUUUGGACGCGUGUGAAGAAAAUCGGCUCCGGACGGAUCAAGUCCCGUUUGAAUCGCCCCCGCCGGAGGAGCAAACGGGCUUUUUCCAUUCGACGGAGGUUCCCAUCCGCAUGUAUCGCAUUACGCAAAAAGAGGAUCAAUAAACAGGAGCAACCAGGCUGGUGGCCCAGGGAUUUGCAAG
This is a messenger RNA of Aspergillus steynii IBT 23096, 1277 nucleotides long. RefSeq names its product protein-lysine N-methyltransferase. Lineage: Eukaryota; Fungi; Ascomycota; Eurotiomycetes; Eurotiales; Aspergillaceae. The record is from RefSeq and is a predicted model, not a curated record. The transcript has 3 exons. The coding region runs from base 277 to 1239 and encodes 320 amino acids.